AACCAAACCAAAACCAAAAGCGAAACACAGAGGACAACACAAAGCACGGCCGGGGGGCGGCGCACCGCGCACGACGGCGACGAGACGCGUGGCGGAGCAACAAAACCAGCCCCCGCAUUGCCCCGAGGCGGCGCCGCCCGAGCUCGAAUCCGCCCAAUCUCGCCGGCGGCGGCCUCGAUCUGAGCCGAGGCCGCCGUGCGCCGGCCCGGGCGGCGAGGAAUGGGGAGCGUGGACGGAGAUUUCGAGGGGCUCCAGGCAGCGGAUCGGCGUGCGGAAGUGAUUGAAUGGCUCAAUGCGUUACUCCCGGAGUACUGUUUGCCACUGGACUCAUCGGAUGACGAGUUGCGGGAGCUGCUCAGUGAUGGCACGGUCUUGUGCCAUAUCGUGAACGCACUCAUUCCUGGUGUUCUCGAGGAGUCGUGGGGUGCUUAUGCAUCGUCAGAUCAACAUGCAGGCCAUGUGAAGAAGUUCCUCGCAGUGGUUGCUGAUAUGGGGUUGCCAGGCUUCAGUGUUAAAGAUCUUGAGGAGGGUUCAAUGUCUGGGGUAGUGGACUGCCUCUUGGUUCUGAGGGAAAGUGUGAGUUCUGGAUUACGUGAUGGUACUUCCAAGGCUCCUUUGAGGAAAAAAUGGCGAGUUCCAGAAACUGGUGAACCUCUUGUCCCUGGUGUGGCACAAGGGAAGACAUCCCCUGGAGAGGACAAGAGGAAUGGCCUUCCAGACCCUAAGUCUCAGCAGAAAACUCCCAUCUUUAAUGGACGAAAGCUUCGUGAGAUUUUCCAAUUAAAACGUGGAUCCUAUGCUGAUCUUCCGGCUGCCAAGAUUUCAGAAAUGAUGCAUUCUAACAGUUUAGAUAAUGCACCAACCCAAUCCCUUCUUAGCGUCGUUAAUGGCAUUUUGGACGAAAGCAUUGAAAGGAAAAAGGGAGAAAUACCACAUCGUGUAGUGUACCUACUGAGGAAAGUAGUUCAAGAAAUUGAGCGUCGUCUUUGUAUUCAAGCAGAGCACAUAAGAAGUCAAAAUGUGAUCAUUAAGACAAGGGAAGAUAAAUACCAUUCAAAAAUCAAAGCACUUGAAAUAUUAGUAAAUGGGACAAAUGAAGAAAACCAGAUGGCUAUAAACCGGCUUCAGAUAAUUAAGGAAGAGAAGUCAAAAAUAGAAGAGAAAAGGAAACUUGGUGAGCAAGAUGUUGCUCGGCUAAUGAAAGAAAAAGAAAUUUCUGAAAACACAAUAGCUAGUCUUAAGAAAGAGAUGGAAGUCAUGACUAGCAUGCAUGAGCAACAACUUCAGAAAAUCGAACUGACCGCAAAGCAAAUGGAAGAACAUUUAACUACCAAAAUUAAGGAGGUUGAGUCUCUUUUAGUGCAAUCAAACAAGAAAAUUGAAGAAGUUGAGGCUGCUUCCCUGUUAAAAUCACAGUUGUGGAAUAAGAAGGAGGGCAUUUUUCAGAAAUACAUGAAUAGUCAACAACUAUAUGUCAAGGGUUUAAGGAUAUCAUCAUGGUCUAUAAAAAAUGAGAUGCAUGCCCUUGAAAUGGAGUUGAGAGAUGAGAUGUCCAAUUUUGGCUCUGGUUUAAAGUGUUUGGUUGAUGCUGCUGAAAACUACCACAAAGUUCUUGCUGAAAAUCAAAAGUUGUUCAAUGAAGUGCAAGAACUAAAAGGUAAUAUAAGGGUGUAUUGUCGUGUAAGACCAUUUCUUCCUGGUCAAGAUAAAAAAUCAACCACUGUUGAUUACAUUGGUGAAAAUGGUGAGCUUUUGAUCUCAAAUCCAUUUAAACAAGGAAAGGAUGGACAUCGGAUGUUCAAGUUUAACAAGGUUUUUAGUCCAUUUUCUUCUCAAGCUGAGGUUUUCUCGGACAUUCAACCGCUGAUUCGAUCAGUUCUUGAUGGAUUCAAUGUUUGUAUUUUUGCUUAUGGUCAAACUGGUUCAGGAAAAACUUACACAAUGAGUGGACCCAGCACAUCAAAACAAGAUUGGGGUGUCAAUUACAGGGCUUUAAAUGAUUUAUUUGAUAUCUCACUAAGUAGGAGAAAUGCUUUCUCUUAUGAGGUGGGAGUUCAGAUGGUUGAGAUAUACAAUGAACAAGUGCGGGAUCUUCUGUCAAAUGAUAUUGCACAGAAACGACUUGGCAUAUGGAGCACCUCUCAACCUAAUGGACUUGUCGUCCCAGAUGCGAGCUUACACCCAGUUAAAUCAACAUCAGAUGUUUUAGACUUGAUGGAAAUUGGACAGGCAAAUAGAGCUGUUGGUUCAACAGCUCUUAAUGAAAGGAGCAGUCGGUCUCAUAGUAUUCUGACUGUACAUGUUCGAGGGUUGGAUGUGAAGAAUGGAUCCACUUCUAGAGGAUGCCUACAUCUUAUUGAUCUUGCAGGGAGUGAAAGGGUUGAGCGGUCUGAAGCAACUGGAGAUAGAUUGAAAGAGGCUCAACACAUUAAUAAAUCACUGUCUGCUUUGGGUGAUGUGAUUUUUGCUUUGGCGCAAAAGAAUGCUCAUGUGCCAUACAGGAACAGCAAGCUAACACAAGUUCUUCAAAGCUCUUUAGGUGGACAAGCAAAGACACUAAUGUUUGUUCAAAUAAAUCCUGAUGUUGAGUCAUAUUCAGAGACUAUAAGCACUCUAAAGUUUGCUGAAAGGGUUUCUGGAGUUGAGUUAGGUGCUGCAAGAAGUAAUAAAGAGGGAAAGGAUAUAAAAGAGCUGCUGGAACAGGUUGCAUCUUUGAAAGACACUAUUGUACGAAAAGAUACGGAAAUUGAGCAGCUCCAACUCAUGAAAGACAAAGUCAAAUCGCCAAGUUUUGCAGUCGAUAUAAAUGGUGCUAGCAUGCCAAAAAAUUCUAACUCUGACCUAAGAUCAGUAUUGUCAAUCACAACAAACCAACAGAGCCAACUAUCAGAUCCUCAGAGUUAUGCUGAGGUGAACAGAGAUGGUGGACCUACUUCAUACACUGACAUUACACCAACAUGCUUGGAUGAAGCAGAUUUUGAGGACAAUGCAUCAGAAGAUGGUUUCUCUGGAGGAACCGACUAUUCUGUUGGCUGUGCUGCCGGUGCCAGCGUUUUCCCAAAUUCCUGCUCAGAUAGAACCGCAGAUACCUCCAUUAGGAGAAUUUCAUCACGAAUAGCUCGAUUCAGUCUCACAAAGAAUGGACAACCAGCAACAUCCAGACCAAAACCAAAGGAUACUGCUCCGAAGACUCCAAAUCAAACGAGAGUUCAAUCGAGCCAAUUGAUAGGAGGCUCUUCACUGAGGGCAUCUAAAAGGUGGCAGAAGUAGAGCACGCUCCGGUUGCUCAGUUGUAUUUUGUAUGUCCAGAAUGUGAAAAUAGGCGAAGUAGCUGUAGGAGACAAUGUACUUGUAAGUUGUAACUCUACAGAUGUGAGAGCAUUCUGCUGACGAAGGACGAGCAGCUGAUGACUCAUCCUUUGCUCAUACAGAUCAAAUAUCCAGGAAAGGAUUCCCUUUUCUGUUCUCCAUGUUUCCCCUGUACUUCAAUUUUUGUCAUGGUUACUGCAUCUCUGGAAUCAAACGUUUCCAAUUUUGGAAGAAA
Molecule: messenger RNA, 3544 nt
Organism: Oryza sativa Japonica Group (Japanese rice)
Lineage: Eukaryota; Viridiplantae; Streptophyta; Magnoliopsida; Poales; Poaceae
Source: RefSeq, a predicted model, not a curated record